Messenger RNA from Cryptococcus wingfieldii CBS 7118, 1860 nucleotides. RefSeq lists its product as hypothetical. The transcript has 7 exons. Lineage: Eukaryota; Fungi; Basidiomycota; Tremellomycetes; Tremellales; Cryptococcaceae. The record is from RefSeq and is a predicted model, not a curated record. The coding region runs from base 1 to 1860 and encodes 619 amino acids.
AUGUCACGCCGGGUGUCCUACCAGCAGCACAGGGCCACCCUCGACUCUUUCAGGGAUCCCUCGCGGAACAGAUUCAGCCAUGGAAGCGUGGCCGAGAGCGAGACAGACUUGGAGUCGAUAUUCUCGAGUACCACAUACCAGUCUCACGACUCAUCACCUUACCCUCUACAGCCUUUGCUACAUCCACCAUUCGAAUCGACAAGCCGAUCCAAUUUUGACAAUCUCGCACGAGAGUCAUCCCCGUUCUCUCCCGGGCGACCGUAUUCUUCCUCUCCCGGCCCCACUUAUCGCAAACCUCGACGAGCCUCUAAUCUGGGACCACUACCAACUGUAGAAUCCAAUAACAAUCCUGGUGUGUCGGCGCUGGGCCUCGAGAUCACGCCGGAAGGUGUUCCCACAGAGUCUCAUCUCCCAGUGGCUGCUCAGCAGAGUAACCCCAAACGUGAUAGAAGACGAGCAAUCACAGCAGAACGGUCAACUCUCACUGGAGGAACAUUUGAAUCGCCAUUACGACUCUGGAUACGAUGGAUGACUUGGCGGGGCUGGGCAGGAUGGACGUUGUGUGUGAGCCAGGUGGGCGCCGUGGUAAUCAACUUGAUAUCGGGGCAACUGUCCGGGAGGUUUGCCCAAUUCAAGCCUGGAGAUUGGGUCGUGGAGGCUCUACGCGCGCUUAUUUGGCGGGUGGCAGUAUGGUCAUGGGCAAGAGAUGAAGGUCAGCGCGGCGGCCGGAGUCUGCGUAGUCAAAUCACCAGUAUACUCACUAUAAACCUGUCUCCUCUGAUAUUACCCGUUGACCAUAUUCUCGCCCUGAGCUCGACAGUCGCUUCCUUGAGACUUCUUUCGUCCGGCCACGAUCUCUCCGCUGCCGCUAUCGCUCUAUCAACCUGCAUCCUAUCCGCAAAGACCUGGCCGUACGCUUUAUCAGUAUGGGGAUAUCUUGUUGGAAAGUCAAUCUGGAUGGGAGGUCGUCAACAGAUGCGGUUAUCCAUCAACGCCUUGCUUGUCGUCAGCCCGCUCUUGGCAGCAUAUACAUGCUAUGUCAGAAAGCGCAUCAUCUACUCCAUCGACGUUCUCCUAAGCGGGUUGCUCAGUGCACCCGGACCGCUAUCGUCUGAGUUCUUGAUACCUCUGUUGGAAGUCUUGCCCCUCAAAGAGUGUAUCGCCUAUUCCGAUGGGCAACACACAUGGCACACUGUUCUGAGGACGAUACAGGCGUAUAUCAGCCGGCACAGGCUACUCCUCACAGGAAACCUCAUCGGCGCCCUAGCCCCUCUAGCCGUCCUCCUCUAUUCCUCUUACCCCUUCCAGCCACCCCGUCAACCCAGCGCUCAUCAGAAAUCAUCACCCAGGCGCCCGCCAAUGUACAACCUCAUCCUACAAACAAUGUUCAUAAUAUCCAGCUCUUCAUCUGUAUUCCUAGGUUCUCGGCGAGAUGUGGUGUUGCCAGUCCUUCCCUUGCUACUUAUGAUGUCUCUCAGAGGAGGAUCGGCGAGAGGGUCGGAAAGGCUCGGUGUAGGGGAUGACGUGUGGCUUGCUGGAUCAUGGGCUGCUUGUGUCGGGGCCGUCACUGCUGCCGAAGACUUGAGAAGCUUGCUGGUCAGCCUCGCUGCGGCUGUUUUGUGGUCAACACUGAUCGGGGCACCGAGUCAUCUUAUACUAGUCACAUCUCUGGCAGGUAUCGUGCGAUACGGCUCAAUGAUGGUACCAUCGAUUGCCUUAGCGUCCAACGUGGUCUUCACAUUGGCUGGCGUCGCUGGGUGGGCGUGGGGCAUGGAGAAGAUGGUCGAAUCUGCUUGGGCGCUUGGUGGAUUAAGCGGGAGACGUUCGACGACGAAAGGAAAGGACACGAGACCGAAAUGA